GCCAAAUUAGUAAAGACGGCAGUGAGCGCUGUUAAUGUUAAUGAGCAGUACAUAUGCCUAUGUUUUGGUCGUGUAGUUUGUUGUUUGUAUACGGUGUCUGUGUAUUCGCAUGGAAGAACCUCCUGUUAUCUGACACUUUACCUUAACGGAACUGGAAAUCUGAAGAUCAUGGCGGUGCCUUUUGUUCAGGACUGGGAUCUGGUGCAGACUCUAGGAGAGGGCGCAUAUGGCGAAGUCCGCCUGCUGGUCAACAGGAAGACUGAAGAGGCGGUGGCAGUAAAAGUUGUGGACAUGUCCACUGCCAAGGACUGCAUGGACAAUGUGAAGAAAGAGGUGUGCGUGCACAAGAUGCUGUCCCAUUCCAACAUAGUGCGCUUCUAUGGGCACAGAAGCGAGGGCUCCAUUCACUACAUCUUCCUGGAGUAUUGCAGUGGCGGGGAGCUGUUCGACCGAAUAGAGCCGGACGUGGGGAUGCCGGAAAAGGAUGCGCACAGGUUUUUUCAGCAGCUAAUAGCUGGAGUGGAAUACCUCCACAGUAUCGGAAUCACACAUCGAGACAUCAAGCCAGAAAACAUUCUGUUAGAUGACAAAGACAAUCUGAAAAUCACAGAUUUCGGACUGGCCACCAUGUUCCGGCACCGUGGCCGCGAGCGUAAGCUGGCCCGUCUGUGUGGCACUCUGCCCUACGUGGCACCAGAGCUCAUGUCCCGUUCCGAGUUUCACGCUCAGCCUGCAGACGUCUGGGCCUGCGGGAUCGUUCUGACCGCCAUGCUGGCUGGAGAGUUGCCGUGGGAUCAGCCAAGUGAGAGCUGUCAGGAGUACUCUGACUGGCUGCAGAAGAAAACCUACCUAACACCGUGGAAGAAAAUUGAUUCCAUGCCUCUUGGUCUGUUAACUAAGAUACUGCUCCAUAGUCCUGAGGACCGGAUCACCAUUCCAGAGAUCAAAAAGCACCGCUGGUUCAGCAGGAGCUUCAAAACAGGGGGAAAACGCCAGGCUGACGUCCACGGCCCGUUGACCAAGAUGCUACGCUCUGACUCGGAGAGAUCUCGGCUAGCACGAACGAACAGUGGUGAGCGGAUGCAGAUUUCCAGCUCUCAGCCAGAGCCGCAGGGAUUGUGGGAGGUCAAAGACGACGUGGUACACACGGAGGGCGCUCAGGUCAGCUUUUCCCAGCCUGCCUGCCCUGAUCACAUGCUAUUAGGAAGCCAACUGCUGGGCACACCGGGCGCUAGCCAGAACCCAUGGCAGAGGCUGGUGAGAAGAAUGACCAGAUUCUUCACUACCCUGAAGGCAGAGGCGUCCUGCACGGCCAUGCGGGACACAUGUGUUAACCUGGGCUACACGUGGAAACAGAGCUGCACCAACCAGGCGACGGUUUCUACAUUGGAUCGCCGUCACAACAAACUGAUCUUCAAAAUCCACUUCCUGGAAAUGGAGGAACGUAUUCUUGUAGAUUUCCGACUAUCAAGGGGUGAUGGUUUGGAAUUCAAGACCAUAUUUGUUAAACUCAAACAAAAGCUGUCAGACAUAAUAAGUAACCAAAGGGUUCCUUUAGUUUUUACAUGAUGACCUAAACCACCCAGUGUUGAUGAUCUACACAUCUCCGUAUUACAUGUUUUGUUUUUUUCCCUUACUUGCUACACUAGUUUUCAGUGCUUCCAUUUUAUUAGAAUGAGUAAGAGAGGAGAAAACAUAUAGGUUUGUAAAGGCUGUUUGUUCCUGUUCUCCCCUUCUUUUACUGUGAAGUUUUAAGACUUUGUUCUUGUUCAUUUGUUUUCAAGUUUUAUCCUGCUGCUCCUGUUAGAAAAAGCUCAGAAUAAAUGCUAUUUUCAAAACUGA
This is a messenger RNA of Clarias gariepinus (North African catfish), 1842 nucleotides long. RefSeq names its product checkpoint kinase 1 (gene chek1). Gene Ontology annotation, cellular component: nucleus; cytoplasm; site of double-strand break. The coding region runs from base 169 to 1569 and encodes 466 amino acids. The transcript has 13 exons. Lineage: Eukaryota; Metazoa; Chordata; Actinopteri; Siluriformes; Clariidae. Gene Ontology annotation, biological process: mitotic G2 DNA damage checkpoint signaling; protein phosphorylation. Gene Ontology annotation, molecular function: ATP binding; protein serine/threonine kinase activity. The record is from RefSeq and is a predicted model, not a curated record.